CGGCGUGCCCCGUGCCCGGACCACAACUCCCGGUGCGCUUCCCGCGGCGCUUCGACGGUGGCCGGGGUGGGCCAUGGGGCACGCAGACAUGGCGCGUGUUCCGCACGUCGUGGCCGACACGGGCGCGUUCCUGAGCGCGGCCCCGCUGCAGGACAUCGCAGACGCGCUGUACACCGUGCCCGAGGUGCUGGCCGAGAUCCGCGACCGGCCCGCGCGCCGCCGCCUCGCCGCGCUGCCCUGCGAGCUGCGGGUCCGCCGCCCGCGCCCGGAGCUGCUGCGCAUCGUGACCGAGUUCUCCAAGAAGACCGGGGACUACCCGAGCCUCUCGGCCGCCGACCUGCAGGUUCUCGCCCUCACGUGCCAGCUCCAGGCCGAGAUCGACGGCCCCGGCGGCGUCCGCUGGGAGCCGCAGGACAAGGUGCGGCUCAGCUCCACCCCGCGGCACCCCGAGGCCCCCCUGCACCUCGCCGGCUUCCACCUGCCCGCCAAGCACAAGCCCGCGGGGAAGGGCCCGCGCCAGCCCGGCCCCGGCCCCGGCCCGGCCCCGGCAGAGAGCGACGAGUUCGGCUCCUUCCUGUACUGGCGGCCGCCCCUGCCCAGCAUCGAGGAGGAGCUGCGGGAGCUGCUGGCCACCGCCGGCAGCCCCGAGCCCCCCGAGCAGCACCGGAGCUCUGCAGACGGGGCCAGCACUGGCGAGGAGGAAGAGGAGGAUGAGGAGAGCGAUGACGAAGGCUGGAUAACUCCCAGCAACCUGAAGCAGGUCCAGCAGGACACGGGGCACUGUGACACUGCUCCCAUGGGUGUCCAGGUCGGCUGUGUCACCACAGACUUUGCCAUGCAGAAUGUGCUGCUGCAGAUGGGUCUCCACGUGCUGGCUGUGAACGGGAUGCUGAUCCGCCGGGCCCACAGCUACAUCCUGCGCUGCCAUGGCUGCUUCAGGACCACCUCGGACAUGACCAAGGUGUUCUGCCCCCACUGUGGUAACAAGACUCUCAAGAAGGUGGCAGUGAGUGUCAGCGACGACGGGAGUCUCCACAUGCAUUUCUCCCGCAACCCCAAGGUGCUGAACCCCCGGGGGCUCAGGUACCCGCUGCCGGCGCCGCAGGGCGGCAAGCACGCCAACAACCCGCACCUGGUGGAGGACCAGCGCUUCCCGCAGCAGCGCCUGUCCCGCAAGGCCCGGCAGAAAACCAACGUGUUCGACCCCGACUACCUGGCUGGGGCCUCCCCCUUCGCCGAGAACGACGUGCACAGCCGGGCCGCGCACCUGCAGCUGCGCGACGCCGCCCUGGGCGCCGGCCGCCGCCGCCUCAACCCCAACGCCGUCACCAAGAAGUUCGUCAAGAGGAGGUGAGGGCGGGAUGGGCCCCGCCCGCAGGACCCACCUGCCCAGGUGUGCCGGUGGCUCUGCCAGGGCCAGGCCUCUCCCAGCACCUGGGCAUGGGCCAGGCCAUCCUGUCCCCACUGCAUGGGUGCCCAGAGAGCCACCGUGACUGUGGCAAUGGUGACGGGGUUUGGGGAGGCCCCGGCACGGGGGAGGGUGGGGUGGCUUCCCUGGGCACCCCUGGGCAGGGGCCGUGUCACCCAAUAAACACCAAACCCCAAA
Messenger RNA from Haemorhous mexicanus (house finch), 1606 nucleotides. It is a transcript of the gene NOB1, whose product is annotated as NIN1 (RPN12) binding protein 1 homolog. The record is from RefSeq and is a predicted model, not a curated record. The transcript is spliced from 9 exons. Gene Ontology annotation, biological process: maturation of SSU-rRNA; ribosomal small subunit biogenesis. Bases 74 to 1354 code for a protein of 426 amino acids. Lineage: Eukaryota; Metazoa; Chordata; Aves; Passeriformes; Fringillidae. Gene Ontology annotation, molecular function: RNA endonuclease activity. Gene Ontology annotation, cellular component: preribosome, small subunit precursor.